UGCCCGGUUUCAGCAGCAGCGCGGUGUCAGUGCGCGUGCUGCCCGAUCGGCAAAAGGAGCCGCGCGAAACAAAGCACAUCAAAUGAGCCGAGAGGGAGCUUCCGGCGGGGCUCCUUUCCGCGCGCGCUCCACCUCUCCGUGAUUACAGGAACACAAAAAACAAAUUAACAAAACAAACUAAUCAGCGCACACCCGCUUCAAGACGUCAUGGAGGACAAGACGAGCUCGAGGGACGAGAGAGCGGACGCGGGGAAUUCGGUGCAGAGGCGAGACUCGGCGAAGAAAACCGGUGGAGGAGGUGGUGGUGGAGGAGGAGGUGGUGUGAGUCCCAGCGCGUCCAAAGAGCACGGCAACUCGGUGAGCGCGAGCGCGCGGACAGACCGGGACCGGGAGGAGGCUGCGGUGGGGCUGUGUGACGAUACCGAGAGCCGACAGCAGCAGUACAGCUUCAUGCAGCGGCAGAUCGGCGCGAUGCUGCAGCCCGGAGUGAACAAGUUCUCGCUGCGCAUGUUCGGCAGCCAGAAAGCCGUGGAGAAGGAGCAGGAGCGCGUGCAGACCGCCGGCUACUGGAUCAUCCACCCUUACAGCGACUUCAGGUUCUACUGGGACUUGAUCAUGCUCAUCAUGAUGAUGGGGAACCUAAUCAUCAUUCCUGUGGGAAUAACCUUCUUUUCCGAGCAGACCACCACCACCUGGCUGGUGUUCAACGUGGCCUCGGACACCAUCUUCCUGGUGGACCUGGUCAUGAACUUCCGCACGGGAAUCGUCAACGAGGAGAGCUCGGAGAUCAUCCUGGACCCCAAGGUGAUUAAGAUGAACUACCUGAAGAGCUGGUUCGUGGUGGAUUUUCUCUCCUCCAUUCCCGUGGAUUAUAUCUUUCUGAUCGUGGAGAAGGGCUUCGACUCGGAGGUGUACAAGACGGCGCGGGCGCUGCGCAUCGUCCGCUUCACCAAGAUCCUCAGCCUGCUGCGUCUGCUCCGCCUCUCACGCCUCAUCAGAUAUAUCCACCAAUGGGAGGAGAUUUUCCACAUGACCUACGACCUGGCGAGUGCAGUGGUAAGAAUCUUUAACCUGAUUGGGAUGAUGCUCUUGCUGUGUCACUGGGACGGAUGUCUGCAGUUCCUGGUUCCUCUGCUCCAGGACUUUCCUCCGGAUUGCUGGGUGUCACUAAACGGUAUGGUUAACGACUCGUGGGGGAAGCAGUACUCAUACGCUCUCUUCAAGGCCAUGAGUCACAUGCUGUGUAUCGGAUACGGAGCCCGAGCGCCGGUCAGCAUGUCGGAUCUGUGGAUCACGAUGCUCAGCAUGAUCGUGGGAGCGACGUGUUACGCCAUGUUCGUGGGUCACGCAACGGCGCUCAUCCAGUCGCUGGACUCCUCACGCAGACAGUACCAGGAGAAGUACAAGCAAGUGGAGCAGUACAUGUCCUUCCACAAGCUCCCGGCCGACAUGCGCCAGAAGAUCCACGACUACUAUGAGCACCGCUACCAGGGCAAGAUCUUCGACGAGGACAACAUCCUGAACGAACUCAACGACCCUCUGAAAGAGGAGAUUGUUAACUUUAACUGCAGGAAGCUGGUAGCCACCAUGCCUCUGUUCGCCAACGCCGAUCCCAACUUCGUCACCGGAAUGCUGAGCAAGCUGAAGUUCGAGGUCUUCCAGCCCAACGAUUACAUCAUCCGCGAGGGCACAGUGGGGAAGAAGAUGUACUUCAUCCAGCACGGCGUGGCCAGCGUCAUCACCAAGCACAACAAGGAGAUCAAGCUGACCGACGGAUCCUACUUCGGAGAAAUCUGCCUCCUGACCAAAGGACGUCGCACCGCUAGCGUCCGCGCCGACACGUACUGCCGCCUCUUCUCUCUGUCCGUCGACCAUUUCAACGAAGUGCUGGAGGAAUACCCCAUGAUGCGCCGCGCCUUCGAGACCGUCGCCAUCGACCGCCUGGACCGCAUCGGGAAGAAGAAUUCCCUCCUGCUCCAGAAGUUCCAGAAGGACCUGAAUGCCGGCGUGUUCAAUACACAGGAGAACGAGCUUCUGAAGCAGAUUAUCCGACAGGACCGGGAGAUGGUGAUGAUGGUGGAGAGGAAGCAGUCGUUCACAGGGGCGAAUUCAACGCCCAUGUCCGGAAACUCCAUCAUUAACUCUCCAGCUCAGCCUCCUUUUGCAAACAGCCAGUUCCAGCAGCAACUGCAAUCCUCACCCCUGACCCCUAUGCCCCCCAUGACCUACAGCACCUCGGCAUCCAUCAUCCCUGCGGCUCGCCUAGCAGGGAGCGUGGCCUUCUCGUCGCCAGGAAACCCGGCCACGCCCCUACAGCAGCAGCCGACGCCCGGAGGCGUCAUGUCUCCCUGCUCGUUCACGGCAGGGCGAACCUUCCAGUACGGAUCGCCCACGGCUUCGCAGCUGUCGCUCGUGCCCCAGCUGUCGGCCAUAACGACGCAGCAACAGCAGCAGCAGUCGUCGCAGCCGCAGCAGGCGUCCCCGCAAAGAAACGAGGUUCACAGCAGUCUUAGCAGGGACGUGCGCCAUCUUUCGGCCUCUCAGCCCUCGCUGCCUCAUGAAACCUCACUAGCCAUCAGACAACAUCCAUCGUCCGGAGAAUCCUUGGCAUCUAUCCAGCCCGCAGUAAGCCCCUCCCCACAAGCCCCUGGCUCUGCCCCACAGCAGGGUGCCAUUCGUGCCACCGUCCCUCCGAGGGUGGCGCUUUUCCGACAAAUGUCAUCAGGCGCACUGCCACCGGUGCGAGCAGCGCCCUCUACAGUCCAGCACAGAGAUCCCAUGGGAUCCAGGAGAGAGUCGGCCGUCUUAAACAGCGGCACCGAGACUGAACAAGACAAGUUGCGCUUCGCGUCGAAUUUAUGAUUUUUCUUUCGGUUCUUCUUCUUCAUUUAUUUAUUGAUUGAUUUUUUUAAAAGAAUGAUUUUGCUUCAUUUUUAUGGAGAAAAAAAAAGAGACGAGUAUUUUUGUUUCUUCCUCCAACCAACCUCGUAGAUCUCCUGUACAGACUCGCCCUUGUAUUAUAUUCUAUUUUAGAAACCUUUUCCCUUCAACGUAAGAAUGUAUAUUAUACAAAUAUAUACAUGUAAAUCUAGAAUAUUUGGCACUGCCUAUAUGAAAAAAGGCGGGAAAACACUAGUAUAAAUGCAAGUCUUCCUUUCUGAUAUGUAUAUACGACGGACAUGUUGGGGAUUCCGAGCUUUUUUUCUUUUUUCUCUUUCUUUGUUACGUUUUUUUCUUGUUCUUGUUUGUCUUUUUUGUUUUUUGUAACUGGAAUGAAACGUGAUCGCUGGCUUUUAUUUUCUGAAAUCGUUUUGUUUUGUUUUGUUUUGAAGCGAUGUCCAAAUACAAGUCCAGCAUUCAGCAGCUUUUUUGGCAUCACUGUGGAAAACCUACACGAAUAACCGAUACUGGCGUUCCAAAAAAAAUAAAUAAAUAAAUACAACAAAAAUAAAAAAGGCUGCACACGCUCACCGAUACGGAUAUUUAUCAAGAGGACGGAGAUUACACGGAGGAAAAAAGAAGAGCGGGGGAAAAGAGUAAAAGAGUUCCUCCAUUGCAAUACGACGGUCCAGUAACUGAGGUGUAGUGUUAAGACCGAGGCAGUGUUACAGGAUCGAAGGAAAUAAAAGUUGCUAUUUUUUUUUUUCUUUUUUUUUUUUUUGAUUUUAUCCUUUUCUCCUGUUAAUUAUUUGUGAAAGAGGGAGCAGGGCUGCAGGUGGAUUCUUUUCUACCCCUGGUUUCUGAGACGGACAUGAUGAAAUGUAUGUGACUGUGUACAUUUAUAAUAUUUAUAAACUAAAGAUUAUCACCAUUAUGCAAUAGACUGUGAUUAUAAAGAUGAAACUAUAUGUGUGUUGUAAAUAGUUUUGUAGAGCUAGUCCUUGCAGAAUAACGUGUGGUGCAUUCUCGAACAUGGCAAUGUCUUACCGGUCUGAAGCCUGGAUAUCACCCACAUCAAUAUAAAUAGAACUCUCUCUAUAUAUAUAUAUAUACAUACAUACAUAUAUAUGCAUAUGUACAGAAGUGAUCACGAGUUAUCAUUAUCAUUGUUAGCGACACGCGAACCUUAAUGCAAACCACGGCAUGAUCGUUUGUUCGAGAUCGCUGUAAGAGGCCAACGUUAGCUCGCAGUGGUCUUUUAGAGACCGGAGAACAGCAGCGAGGAGAGAUCGAUGAUGGGACAAAAAGCUUUUUGUAGUCUAAAAGCACACUUGUUUCUAAAUGGCCCCCGUAUUUAUAGAACGUCGAUCCACACCUACGAUAAGAAGUCGUUACUGUAAGCUGAACGGUGCACUGACUUCAACUCGCUAUUCCUGUUUUUCGUUCACGUCAGUAUUACGCUCGAGCUAUCCGCUCUGGAUGUCACUCUGGAUAUCGCUAUGCAGUUGCUUGUUGUGUUUUAUUUUUUCACAUUCACGUUCACAGUUUCACAUCUCUCAUGGAAAAGAACUGACCGAUCCCGAGCCCUGUCUUAAUGCUACUGUUACUGUUUCUACGAUGGGUUUCCUUUAGCAAUGACCUUUUUGUUCGUUAAAUAAUAACACUUUUAUCCAUUUAGAGUUACAUGUGAUGAUGUGGAACACCGUUAGAACACCUCACUUCCUGUUACGUUAAAGCAGCAAUAAACAGUCAUCGCCUCUCUGUCUUGAAGUUUAAUAAGAUCAAAUAUUCGAUGUAGAUGUCGCUGUUACACUCUUACAGAACACUGACACUGGAGACUCCUUCCCUAUUAAAACGUAACAACGGUUACACGUGAUUUAAUUUAAUAAUUAGACAUUUAAACAUUUAUCGUAUGGAUAAUAUACAGAUUUUGUGUACACACAUGAGUAAUUAAAAUCAAUUCUAACCCAGGGCUUAAUGCUAAUGUUCUUCUACAAAUUAGCUAUGCAGUUUAGCAACUUUAUUAAACAAAUCAGCUUAGCGAAGAGCUAAGAGUCUCCACUUUUUGUUGGUUUCAUUUAUUGAUGUCUUGAUUUUCCACCCAGAGAGCAAGAGGAACAAGGCAUACAGAAGCCGGGGCUUUGGAUCGGUCAGUUAUUCAGCUCUCUGUACACUUCAUAACGAGCGCCGUUAACCAAACUGUGGAUUCUACACGCCCAUUGCACAGCACUUUUUUUCUUUUCUUUUUUUUAGAAGAGAGAGAGAGUAUAUGAGCAAAUAAAUCCAUCUGAGCUGCAUCAGUGAUGCGCAGAAUGAAAUGUCAGAAUGAAUCUGAUUUGCACUCUACUCGGGUUUUUCAUUGCUGUUAUUGAUUACGGAUUUGUUUUCUGUGUCACAGUCCGUCUGUAAAUGGGAUCGAGGACGAGGAGAAAAUAUUUGUUUCCGUCUGAGAAGCAAGCUACAGCUAAAGCUGUGUUGCAUUAAGGUUUCUCGCUCAUGUGUGUGUUGGUGUAUGUGUGUGUGUGAGUGUGUGGAUAAGCAUCCUCAAAGAGGCUUGAACCUCAGGUAUAGGUAACCUCACCCUUAUGUUCUGUUCAUGUACUGGAAAGGUUAUGAUGAUGAUAUUUUCACAUCACAAACAAAUGAACAUUACUAUCCAAUAUUUUUAUCACAGGAAGCUCACAUUUCUCUCAUUAGGUACUUCAUCACUUAGCAGACAUAAUCAGAGACACUUUCGAUCAUAAGUAAGAUUCACUGCUGUCUCUUUCAGGUCAGUGUGUGAAUCAGUGAAUCAUAACUAAGUUUGAAGUUUGCACUCAGAAUGUGACUCAGUGAAUCUCCUGAUCAUGACUGAACUUUAUUCUCCUCUAAAUCAGUCAGCGUGUGAAUCGGUGAUUCAGUGACUCUUUUGCUCAUAACUAAGAUUCUAUCUGCUCUCAUUCGACUCAGAAUGUGACUCAGUGGAUGUUCUGAUCAUGCCUGAACUUCAUUCUCCUUUACAUUGGGCCAGUGUGUGACUCAGUGAAUCAGUCAGUGUGUGAAUCAGUGAUUCAGUGACUCUUUUGAUCAUAACUAAGAUUCCUCUUCUCUCUCAUUCAAGUCAGUGUGUGAAUCAGCGAAUCUUUUAAAUUGCCCAUAUCUUAUUUGACUUAAAAUGUGACUCAGCAACUUCUUCGAUCGUGACUGAGAUUCACUUCCCUCUCAUUCAGGUCAGUGUGUGAAUCACUGAAACUUUUAAUUAUGACUGAGAUUCCCUGCUCUCUUAGUUGGGGUACUGCAUGAAUCAGUGAGUCAUUUGAUAUUGAAAGAGAUUCCCUGCUUUUUCAUUCAAGUCAGUGUAUGAAUCAGUGAAUCAUUUGAUAAUGACAGAUUCCCUGCUCUUUCAUUCAGGUCAGUGUAUGAAUCAGUGAAUCAUUUGAUAUUGAAAGAGAUUCAGUGCUCUUUCAUUCAAGUCAGUGUGCAGUAUGAAUCAUUGAAUCAUUUGCUAAUGAAAGAGAUUCCCUGCUCUUUCAUACAAGUCAUUGUACGAGUCAGUGAAUCAUUUGGUCAUGAGAUUCAGAGAUUCAUGGUCAGAGAUUCACUUUUUUGUUGAGUCACUGAAUACACUGAUGUUGGUUGGCUGUUUUAUUUUUUUUUUUAGAGUUUAGAUUUCCAGCAUUUCAGUGCACAUCUUAUUGUAGAUAAUAAAAAAUAAGAAUAGAAUUAAAAUUGUUUUCCACAGGAUCUUUUUUCUCUCAUACUAUGAAAUUUCAUGUCCACAUAUCUUCACUGAGAUAAAGAGAAGGCUUAAAUAAAUAAAUAGAUUAGAGUUCAUUAUAGGAUGUAAGCAGUGAACAGAACAUGAGGGUUCAAUAAGAUGGCAGUGAAGCAUCAGAGAGCCUGAAGUUUCAAGCCUCAUUUUUUUCACCACGCUUCAGACUCACAGGACUGACCGAAGCUCAGCGUGCUGCAUUCACCCAACUCCAGGCAUCUUCACUCUCCCGCAUGCACCACCACAACUACUUACAGAAGAUACUAUUUAAAAUCCUUGACGUUUAAAUGUAUUGUAAGAAGUUAUUUUUUUCUUCUCUGUCUGCCUGGAAGCGAUGUGUGUGUGUGUGUGUGUGUGUGUGUGACAGAAGCGUUUCAGAAGAUUCUUCACCAAAAGCACGUUUUUAAGUAUUUGUGCCUAAACUAUAUCAAGACUUUCACCCGUCUCAUCCUUCCCAGCGUGUGUGUGUGUGUGUGUGUGUGUGCUCACACGGACGAGUGUGUAUUCCUUCAGCUUCUUCUAAAAAUCUCCAAAACAUGGCAUGGAAAAUAGGUGUUGCCUUCAAGUCCUGUUGGAAACGUGGGAAUUCCGAGAUAUCGCACUAUGCCGGAAUUUCUAGUUUUCUAGAAGCGACUGAUUGAGCGGUUAUAUCACUGUCACUGCUGUUAUUAAUUCCAUAAUGUUUAUUUGUUUGCUGCUAAAUAAAUAAAUAAACAUGAUCACAUGACAGAAGCUCCUCCUCCUGCCGGCUUAACAAGUUUUUUUAUGAAAGCCUUUUAAGAAGCCUUCAUGUAAUGUUUUUGUUUUUUUUCCAGGCCAUGUAUUUUAUUUCCCUCUAAAUACUUUUGUGUUCAUAUCACGCUGUUCUUUAAGAUAAAAAAGGAGGAUCUUGAGAAGGACUUGAAGGCAGCAAAACGUCCACGCAAAGUCUGUUCUUUACCCAACUUUCGUGGCAGGUAUGACGCGUCACGCUAAAGUUGUCAUGCUAAAAUCUUGUAGUUCAGUUCCUCUUUAUCUUCUCCUCCUAGCAUCAUGCUAAUUUCAGCUAGCAUAUCUUCCCACAGCGGAUUACGGCAGAUUAAAUACCGAGGCCUUGAACAUGCAUCUGUACGGCUUAUUAAUUACACUAUAUUGCCAAAAGUUUUGGGACGUCUGCUUUUCCAUGCACAUGAAUGUAAUAUGGAGUUGUCCCGCCCUUUGCAGCUAUAACAGCUUCAACUCUUCUGGGAAGGUUUUCCACAAGGUUUAGGAGUGUGUUUAUGGGAAUUUUUGACCGUUCCUCUAGAAGCACAUUUGUGAGGUCAGACACUGAUGUUGGAGGAGAAGGUCUGUCUCACAGUCUCCACUCUAAUUCAUCCCAAAGGUGUUCUAUCGGGUUGAGGUCAGGACUCUGUGCAGGACAGUCAAGUUCAUCCACACCAAACUCACUCAUCCAUGUCUUUAUGGACCUUGCUUUGGUCACUGGUGUGCAGUCAUGUUGGAACAGGAAGGGGUCAUCCCCAAACUGUUCCCACAAAGAGCAUGAAAUUGUCCAAAAUGUCUUGGUAUGAAGCUGAAGCAUUAAGAGUUCCUUUCAUUGGAACUAAGGGGCGGAGCCCAACCCCUGAAAAACAACACCUGAAUUCUAUGAUCUAGAGGGGUGUCCCAAUACUUUUGAUAGUAUAGUGUAUCACUAGCUUGCAAGUGUACAGUGAAUCUUUCAGUAAAGAUGCUAGCUUAUUAGUUAGCAAAAACAGCCAUGAUGAGAAUUGGGCCUUGGAUUGAGUGACGGUUUGUUGAUUAUUUGUUGUCUUUUGUUACGUGAUUUUGAUCAAAUUUUUGGGGGAUUUUUUUGGGGAUGUUCCUGAGAGACUCGCCGAGCUGCUCAUUUCUUGUAAAAACUUGAAACGGACAAAAUUCAGCAAAUCCUAACACGUUAUAACGUUCAAGUUGAUUUUCGGUGUAAAACACAGCCACUAAUAAUAAUAACAUGCUAACAAAAAAUAUGAACUAACACACUUCUGUAGGUCCGGGAUGCAAAUGAACACAUGUAUAAAGUUACAGAGCACUUGUGAAUAUGAACAGAAUCCAUGUAUAGCUUGUAGCGCUAGUUGGGUUUGGAUUCACUGGAGUGGGCGGAGCAAAACUGGCCAAAGCGUAACAUUCUUUGAAAUUGCACUUUCUGAUAACAGAACGUUUCGGUACGAAACUCGCAAUACAUUUCACUGAGGUUGAAUUGAGAUGCUGUAAUGCUACGGUGAGACGUCACUCGUCUGACUUAUGCCAUAGUGUGUAGGGUGAGGUGUAGCGUAGAGGUGUGCGACAGACUCUUUUCUUCUUUUUUGUUUAGCGUUUUUCGUAAAAAUCCUGGAUCCAAAAAUGUCUGCAAUAUUUCUGUCCGUAAAUAUAAACAAAAUAUUCAAUGAAAUAGAACUGAAAUUGAAUGUGUCGUGUUCAGCGUAGCUUGUACUGCUAGCUGUUUGUCUUGUGGGCGUGAACUAACUGCUGCUGAUGUCCCUAGUGGGCAUGGCCAGUCAAGUUUUUUGUAUUUCUGUGACAAACUGAAGUAGCAUGAAAUCACAAGCAUGAAACUUGGGCCUUCGAUUUUAUUUGCUACUCUUUCGAUUAGUAACCAAGCUAGCUGUAUUAGCUAAGCAUCCUUACCAGAAGCAUCAGCCAUUUUUGCUACUUCCUUCUGAGAUCUAUUUUUCUCAGAUAAAAUUGAAAUUUCAUUUCAAAAGUUAAAAUUCUUUUGUUCUGUUUUGCGUGUGAAAACGAACAGCCGUCUGUUUGCUAGCAAGAAUGUAAGGAAACCGUGACCAGGCGAAAGCGUUUACUGAGUUAAUAAAGUAUGUUAAUGUUAACGAACGUGGCCUUUCUCUGUCACGCAAGCUUGUAGGUCGAUUUUUGUUUGUUUCUGAGAGACCGCGGUCCUGAUGCACACCUCUGAACUAGCCUAGAGUUAGCAACGCUCAGCUGCAGCUAUAUUUUUGACACUGCACUUUGCCUUUAGAUGAGAAAUGCUUCCUGCUUUUAAUAUGCUCGUCUCACGUUAUUAUGAACACACGCACAUGUGCAGAACUAAGACAAAUAAACACCAGUCGUUCGGUACGGUGACAUUCGAGAAACCAGCACGUAGAUUCCUAUCGUUUAUAUUUUUUAUUUUUUUCCAUCCCUUUGUCUUUGUCCUUCUCUCUGUGUGUGUAUAUAUGUUGUGUGUGUGUGUGUGUGUGUGUGUGAAGAAGAAAAGAGAGACCGUGCUGCAAAUAAACAAGGGCAUAAAACCCAAAGUCUCCUGGAUGCACGUGAGAUUAUCGUUUCAUUUCCUGCAUGAUGAAAAAAGGAGGCGGAGAAAACAAAAACACAGCUCAUCUUUUCAUUGUGCUCGUUGUGUGCGUUAAAAAAAUUAAAAAACGAAUAUAUAAUUAACAGGAAAAAAAAGAAAAAAAAAGAAACCGGGUUAUUCGAUCUGGAAAGACGAACGAUAAAAUGUAUACUUUCUUACAAACUUUAUGCAGACAAAUUCUCUUUUGUUUUGUUUUUUUGUUUGUUUGUAAAUAAUAAACCUUUAAAAUCUAGAGGGA
Molecule: messenger RNA, 10194 nt
Organism: Hemibagrus wyckioides
Lineage: Eukaryota; Metazoa; Chordata; Actinopteri; Siluriformes; Bagridae
Gene: hcn1
Product: potassium/sodium hyperpolarization-activated cyclic nucleotide-gated channel 1
Exons: 8
Coding region: 208-2862 (884 amino acids)
Biological process (GO): potassium ion transport; transmembrane transport
Cellular component (GO): membrane
Molecular function (GO): voltage-gated potassium channel activity
Source: RefSeq, a predicted model, not a curated record